This is a messenger RNA of Cylicostephanus goldi, 289 nucleotides long. The record is from the annotation of a GenBank genome assembly. NCBI's taxonomy places the organism in Eukaryota, Metazoa, Nematoda, Chromadorea, Rhabditida, Strongylidae.
GUUUCAUGCAUUUUACUGGCCUGCUUUUUUGAUGGCUAUGGAGCUACCUUUACCUCAACGACUCUUUGUUCAUGGUCACUGGCUGGUUGAUAAUGCGAAGAUGUCAAAAAGCGUCGGUAACGUUGUCGACCCAUAUGAGGUCAUGGACUUAUAUACAGCUGAGGGGUUACGCUACUUCCUCUUGAAACAAGGAUUACCUCAUGGAGAUUCCAAUUUUUCCCGAGACAAAGUCAUUAACGUUAUCAACAGCGAUUUGGUGAACAACAUUGGUAACUUGCUCAGCAGAGCU